Molecule: messenger RNA, 1044 nt
Organism: Gigantopelta aegis
Lineage: Eukaryota; Metazoa; Mollusca; Gastropoda; Neomphalida; Peltospiridae
Product: peroxisomal targeting signal 1 receptor-like
Biological process (GO): protein import into peroxisome matrix, docking
Cellular component (GO): cytosol; peroxisomal membrane
Molecular function (GO): protein binding
Source: RefSeq, a predicted model, not a curated record
AUGAAUUUGGUCAUCACCACGCCCACUUACAUCAUCGUCACAUUGGUAAAAACGUCCACAGAGACUAGCUCGUCAUGGGUUGAUGAGUAUGAGAAGGACACAGAGAGAGAAGGCAAUGGUGGAUUUUGGGGUAGACUAGAACAGGAGUGGGAGGAGCUAGUUCGAAAUGAAUCAUCACCUCAUCCAUGGUUAUCUGAGUUUAAACAAAAUCAAGAUUAUAAAUUUACAGAAGAUAAUCCAAUGAAGAAUGUCGAGAAUCCUUUUGAAAAAGGAUUAGAACGACUAAAACAAGGGGACCUUCCCACGGCCGUUUUACUCUUUGAGGUUGCUGUUCAACAAAACCCAGAUAGUGUCGAAGCUUGGCAAUAUUUAGGGACAACACAAGCUGACAAUGCAGAAAUAGCUGCUAUUACUGCAUUAGAAAAAUGUCUUCAAUUAGAUCCUGCAAAUUUGCCUGCCAUAAUGGCAUUGGCUGUUAGCUAUACAAACGAAGAAGAGCACAAAGAAGUCGUAGAUCUUUAUCUCAAAGCAGCCCAGCUGUUUCCAGACGCAAUGGAUUCAGAUGUACAAAUUGGUCUUGGUGUACUAUUUAAUCUAUCCAAUGAGUAUGACAAAGCAGUUGAUUGUUUUACAGCUGCUCUUCAAGGUCCUGAUGAUGCAAUGUUAUGGAAUAAACUAGGAGCUACAUUAGCUAAUGGUAAUAAAAAGGAAGAAGCUAUACACGCAUAUAGACAAGCUUUACAACAUACUCCGGGAUUUACAAGAAGUCGAUAUAAUUUAGGAAUUAGUUGUAUCAAUUUAGGAGCUCAUAGGGAAGCUGUAGAGCACUUUUUAACUGCUUUAGACCUUCAACGCCAGGCUGACAUACCCCUGGUCAAGGUACAAAUGUCUGAAGGAAUAUGGUCAACACUUCGAUUAGCUUUGCUAUAUUUGGGAAGGCAUGAUAUAUUAAAUUAUGUUGAUCAAAGAGAUCUAGAUAAGUUACUUCAAGAAUUUAAACAACAUGGUUCUGCAACCAUAUCACUCAAGUCGUUCUUUUACUAA